CAUUUUGAACCAACCAACGGUUGCAAAAAUCAAGUUUUGAUUUUUCUUCUUGGUUUAUGCCUGCACGGUCCAAACAAGACGUGGGGCCCUUGCUUCCUCCAUUGAUAUAGUUAGCCAACAGCUCGUAGCUCGCAGAUUCUCUUUGCAUUCUUCCUUUCUUUCUCUUUGAAAACGAGGGGAACUUUCGUUGGGUUUGCGCCACAAGAAAGAAAACCCAUCCCCAGAAACCCAAAUUCCCCACCUUUUCCUUUCUCUUUUAUAAACAAAAAGCUAACGUCUUUGCAGAAGAAAAUAGUAGUAACAGAGGGGUGGAAAUGAAGAGUUGUGCGAGUUGUUACAGACCGGUGAUCGUGGGCAAGUCGAUUGACAAGAAAGACGUGAGCUUUGCAUCAACAAAUAGAGUGGCGUUCGGUGAUGGGGUUGUACCCCAAGGUUCAACGACGACUGCAAGGUCCAAAGGUUUAAGGGGUUUGUCUGUGAGUGCUUCUGCUGUUGAUUCUUAUGAGAGCUCUUCUGAUUUCGUUAAGCGUAUGGAAAAAGCUUGGGUCAUCUCUCAGCAACCAAGGCCAGUUGCUUGUUCUUCAUGCAACGCCAAGGGCCACGUUGAAUGCAAGUGGUGUGGGGGUACAGGCUUCUUUAUCCUUGGGGAUAAUAUGCUCUGCCAAGUUCCUUCUAGAAAUACCAGUUGUGUAAUUUGUGCUGGGAAGGGAUCAAAGUGCUGCUCUGACUGCAAAGGAACUGGAUUUCGUGCCAAGUGGUUGGGUGAACCUCCAAUUUCCAAAUAGUGGAUAGUUUCUCAGUUGUUGCCUGUUGCCAAGUUAAAAUGUUGAACACUGCAAAACCACCAUAAAAUUUAUUUGCUAUGUCCAGUAUGAAUACAGCAUAGCUUCUUUGACUCCAAAAUAUAAAUCACACCAUGUAUUUUUUUUGUUCAUGUACUUGUACAACCUUGUCUCCUUACAAAAGAGAGAAAGAAACAACAGUUGUUACUUAUUGAUUGAAAUUGUCAGAAUGUAGAAUAAUUCAUUGUUUAUCUAGAAGAAAGUCUUACUUUUUUAUA
Molecule: messenger RNA, 1060 nt
Organism: Theobroma umbraticum
Lineage: Eukaryota; Viridiplantae; Streptophyta; Magnoliopsida; Malvales; Malvaceae
Product: DnaJ/Hsp40 cysteine-rich domain superfamily protein
Source: RefSeq, a predicted model, not a curated record